Aegilops tauschii subsp. strangulata is the source of this 2380-nucleotide messenger RNA. RefSeq names its product tyrosyl-DNA phosphodiesterase 1. NCBI's taxonomy places the organism in Eukaryota, Viridiplantae, Streptophyta, Magnoliopsida, Poales, Poaceae. The record is from RefSeq and is a predicted model, not a curated record. Gene Ontology annotation, molecular function: 3'-tyrosyl-DNA phosphodiesterase activity; double-stranded DNA binding; single-stranded DNA binding. Gene Ontology annotation, cellular component: nucleus. Gene Ontology annotation, biological process: DNA repair.
CGCGCCGCUCGGGCCCUCCUUCGUCUUCCUCUUGACCACUUGACCGCUCUUUCUCCCUUGGCCAUGUUGAGCUAGGGUUUAGUCUUGUAGUACUAGAUACAGGGUUUAGGAUCCGGGAGGAGCCCGGCUCCCCUCCCAAACCGCUCUCAUGUCGUCUUCCUCCCAAGUAAGGGUUGGGACUCUGGUUCCCUUUGUUGAAGGCAAAUCUGGGUCACCGAGUGCGUCGUCGCUGCCAAUGCCAAGCAUUCCCAUCUUCAAGGGCUCCAAUGUCGUCGGGAGGAGUAAUUUGGUGGCUGUUGACAAGAGGGUCAGCCGCAAGCAUUUGAGCCUGCGCGCCUUGCCUGAUGGCUCUCUCGAAGUCGUUGUGGAGGGGCCAAAUCCCAUUGUUGUCCGAUCAGAGGGUCAGAGAAGAAAAGUUUGUGCUCAGCAGAGAGCCAAGAUUAUGCACGAUGAUGUCCUGGAGCUGAUUCCCGGUGAAUAUUUUAUGAAGUAUGUGAAUAUGAGUGAUGAGCGUAAAAGUUCCACAUCAGUCGAAUCACAUGACUUAAAGAAAGGGAAGAGGCAUAGCGAGGAAGAUAGUGUAGUUGCAAAGAGAAAUCGACAAGUUAUGGAAGAUGAGGCUUUGGCAAGAACAUCGCAGGAAAGCUUUGCAGAAGAGAGUACAUCUGUUACUGAGGUAGUAAGUUCACUUGAUAGUGCUGGUUCUUCCGAGAGAAACAAAGAGAGAACACAUUCUGUCGGCCCUUUGAAAGAUGUACUUCCGUUGACUUUUCGACUCAUGCGUGUCCAAGGUCUUCCAUCAUGGACUAACACUUCAACAGUUACCAUUCCGGAUGUCAUACAGGGUGAAGUGCUUCUUGCUGUACUCUCAAAUUAUAUGGUGGACAUGGAUUGGUUGCUUACUGCAUGUCCAAGUCUAAGGAAAGUUCCACAUGUCCUAGUUCUGCAUGGAGAAGAUGGUGCUUCAUUGGAGCGCUUGAAGAAAACGAAGCCUGCAAAUUGGAUCCUUCACAAGCCCCCGCUCCCAAUAUCAUUUGGAACACAUCAUUCGAAGGCCAUGCUGCUUGUAUAUCCUCAAGGGAUUCGUGUUGUUGUUCACACUGCAAAUUUGAUACAUGUUGACUGGAAUAACAAAAGUCAGGGAUUAUGGACGCAAGAUUUUCCAUGGAAGAAAGCAAAUGAUACGAGUACAAAUAUUGGUUUUGAGAAUGACCUGGUUGAUUAUCUCAGGGCACUUAAGUGGCCUGAGUUCAGGGUAAAUCUCCCAGUUGCCGGUGAUGUCAACAUCAAUGCAGCAUUCUUUCGGAAAUUUGAUUAUAGUAGCUCAACGGUCAGGUUGAUCGGAUCUGUUCCUGGUUAUCAUGUCGGUCCCAAUAUGAAAAAGUGGGGCCAUAUGAAGCUUAGGAGUGUUCUUGAAGAGUGCGUAUUUGAAAAGCAGUUUUGCAAGUCACCACUUAUUUAUCAGUUUUCGUCCUUGGGGUCACUUGAUGAGAAAUGGAUGAGUGAGUUUGCAUGUUCGUUAUCAGCUGGUAAAGCAGAUGAUGGAUCACAGUUGGGUAUUGGGAAACCACUGAUUGUAUGGCCAACAGUGGAGGAUGUUAGGUGCUCAAUAGAGGGCUAUGCAGCUGGCAGUUGCAUUCCAAGUCCUCAAAAGAAUGUUGAGAAAGAUUUCUUGCGAAAAUAUUGGUCCAGGUGGAAAGCAGACCACGUAGGCCGUUGCCGUGCUAUGCCGCACAUAAAAACUUUUACUCGCUACAAUGGUCAAAAUAUUGCAUGGUUUCUGCUUACCUCAUCAAAUUUAAGCAAAGCUGCUUGGGGAGCACUGCAGAAGAACAAUACACAGCUGAUGAUACGAUCAUAUGAGUUAGGUGUAUUGUUCUUGCCCAAAACUCUCCAGUCUGUUCCACAAUUUUCAUGCACAGACAAGAGCCGCUCAAACCUGGAUAAACUUGCCCUUGGUAAGAACAUCAAGACCAAGCUGGUGACACUUUGCUGGAAAGGUGAUGAAGAAAAGGAUCCAUCUGCAGAAGUUGUGAGAUUGCCAGUGCCAUAUCAAGUCCCUCCACAACUCUACGGCCCGGAAGAUGUCCCAUGGUCGUGGGAUCGGAGGUACACGAAGAAGGAUGUGUAUGGUUCAGUCUGGCCACGCCAUGGCUAGCUUAGCUGAGCUGCGUGCCGAUGAUUAUUAAGCGUGUUCAGGUCCACAGGAACCUGGUGUAUGUUGAUUGAUCACUGGUGGAAUCAUCGGUUAUAGGACCUGAUUGCUCGUGCACCCUGUUUCUAGGCCUCUCGCUCUCAGCCAACUGUGGGAGAAACCAUAAGCAAUGGAACGAACAUUUGGUUGACAGAAUUAUUUGGAACGUUGGAUAUUUUGAGCUUA